Coregonus clupeaformis (lake whitefish) is the source of this 1784-nucleotide messenger RNA. RefSeq lists its product as uncharacterized. The record is from RefSeq and is a predicted model, not a curated record. Bases 774 to 1370 code for a protein of 198 amino acids. NCBI's taxonomy places the organism in Eukaryota, Metazoa, Chordata, Actinopteri, Salmoniformes, Salmonidae. The transcript is spliced from 3 exons.
UGUUGGGUCAUAUGAAAAGGAGUGAACAUGGGAACACACAUACACCCAGGCAUGCAAACAUGCACACACAUGAAUGGAGCAUUACUAGGCUGGUGAGUUGUACACACACAUUAGACAGAGGGUGGGGCGCCAGUAAUUAAUGGGCUCUGCUGUCAGCUCAUCCGUCUCUCCAGCCCGGAACACACACACCACACACUAAUUCUCUCUCUUUCUCUCUCUCUCACUCUCACUCUCACUCAGCACUCCCGGACGAUUCUCUCCUGCUUUCAGUGUCUUCAUCUAAGAAACUGUAUGAUAUUGACAAUUUUUUAUGUGAGCCUCUGGAUAUCAUUUGAAAAUGGGUCUCUAUUAUUCUAAAAGAAAUGGAUAGAGAUCACCUCAUCUUUUGUCUUAAUUUCAUCAUCCUGUCUGGAAGGGACAAAAGAAAACCAACGUUUCAUCCAUUUUAUUUUUAUUUCUACUACUGUACCUGAAGAUAAUGGGACUCUGUGGGAAGUUUUUAAACUUUAACUCUCCUUUAACUUCAAAUCCAUUCGUCAUCUUUGCUUCUUGAAUCAAAAUAACCCACGCGGACCUGGGAACCACACUUGGAAUGGGACCUGGUCCCAUGGAACUGACCGGGACAGAGCACGCUAACAGGGGUUAGGAUUAUUUACCAGGGGGUAACUCCACCGGGAAGACCAUCCCCGGGGGUCCCAGAGAGAGGGAGAUGCCUUCCCUGAACCACAGAAACUAACACACACACAAACCUCAUCCCCGGGGGUCCCAGAGCGAUGCCUUCCCUCCACCACGGAGCCAUCUUCCUCGGAGUCUUUCUCAUCGCGACAGGCGGCUCCACUGCCUUUCUCACCUCCUCACAGAGCCGCCUGCAGGCGUUUUCUCUGUGCUGUGUGGUGCUGGGAGCAGUCAUGCUGAUCCUGGGGCUUCUCUGGGCCAUGAGUAACAAGCACCACGUCGAGUACAGCCAGGGAGAGUACCCCAACUUCCCCCAAUACCCCCACCAGGGAGAACACCCCAACUAUCCCUACCCACACCCAGACCUCAACUACCCUGGCCGGUAUACCCAUCCUGACUUGGGACACAUCCUCUUCAGCCCCCGUGGUCCUGUUGGACGCUUCCCAGAGUCCCAGUCAGCCCUACUGCAGAGGACCGAGCACCAGCAGCAAGGUGUGUAUGGGGCUAAUGAUGUGGACUACCCCCCACUCAGCCCCCCCUCCCGCUACCCCCCCGGGCUGGGCCCCCCACCUCCCUACGAGGUCGCCAUAAAGACCACCUGUAGCUCCACCCACCUGCGCCGCGCCUACUCAGACACACACCUGGCCUCGGAACCCCUGUUUGGCCGAUCACGGGAGAUCAGCUUUGAGGUGUGACAUAACCUCAGACAGGCCCACACACUGCCUCCACCCACCACACUGGAGGAGGAAUACUGUGGCCACACCCUUCACUCAGGCUCUUCCAAUCAACUGUCAGCCCAGAGGAAAAGGCAGGAAUAUGAGAUGGCCCUAAAGCCCUGCAUAUAUCUGUCUGUCUUCAACAACCUGUAGUUUAGCAUGUUUUCACAAGCUGCCUUCUAAAUGAGACAAACACAUUUUCAAAUAUUUCAAAUACUUUACCUGUGCUUGCUUGAGUUUGACUGGUGCAAAGGAACCGAUGGAAUAGCUCAAAAGUGCAAACCACACUCAAUGUCCGCAGUGCCUCUCCCUGUCUCCGCUAGCUCUUUACAGUAUAUGCAUGUGUAACAGAAUAUAAAAGUUAAAUAAAAAUAGUUUGAAUACUUGAAUUGA